ACAACGGCCGCAUUCAGAACACACGAGAAGCUCCGUUACAUGAAUGUCACUUGUUCCAUGGACAAGGCACACACUGAUAGCAGUGGAGAAGUCUUCGCAAAUCUUCACAUGCGCCUGCCGCUAGAUGAGCUGAAAUCAUACGAUGUGAAGUACGAGGGAACGGCUUUGACAGAAACGAUAAGUUCUCUGGUGGUGGCUUACAAACCGAAAAAGCAGUUUCGAAUCGGGGCGAAUGCAAGGGCUUUCGUAUUCAAGAUUGGUGCAGCGAACAACAACGGCAUUUGCAAGUGGCUGACAGUAUUCCUGGCCUUCAUACUAGUAAACAAUUUGUUGUCGCUGGUAUUCUGA
Molecule: messenger RNA, 348 nt
Organism: Opisthorchis viverrini
Lineage: Eukaryota; Metazoa; Platyhelminthes; Trematoda; Opisthorchiida; Opisthorchiidae
Exons: 2
Coding region: 40-348 (102 amino acids)
Source: RefSeq, a predicted model, not a curated record